This is a messenger RNA of Bathycoccus prasinos, 600 nucleotides long. RefSeq lists its product with no specific name. Gene Ontology annotation, biological process: photosynthesis. The transcript is spliced from 2 exons. Lineage: Eukaryota; Viridiplantae; Chlorophyta; Mamiellophyceae; Mamiellales; Bathycoccaceae. The record is from RefSeq and is a predicted model, not a curated record. The coding region runs from base 1 to 600 and encodes 199 amino acids. Gene Ontology annotation, cellular component: photosystem I reaction center; photosystem I.
AUGGCCUCUUUAACUUCAUCCGUCGCGUUCGCGAUCAAAUCCUCGCCGAAGUUGUCCUCGAAGACCAACUCCAGAGCGCAAUUUACGAACAACAACAAAUCUGCCUCCUCUUUUGGGAGAAAAAAUCAAUCGUUCCAAAUCGUGCGCGCGGAAGGCGAGGCGGCUCCGGCGUGGUCCGCCCCGAAGUUGGACCCGAACACUCCGUCUCCAAUCUUUGGCGGUUCCACCGGUGGUUUGUUGAGAAAGGCGCAGGUUGAAGAGUUCUACGUCUUGACGUGGGAAGCGAAGAAAGAACAAAUCUUUGAAAUGCCGACUGGUGGUGCGGCGAUCAUGCGCAAAGGCCCGAACCUCUUGAAGCUCGCGAGAAAGGAGCAGUGCAUGGCUUUGGUGACUACGUUUCGCGCGAAGAAGAUCGCGAACGGCUGCAUCUACCGCGUCUUCCCGUCCGGCGAAGUGCAAUACUUGCACCCGAAGGAUGGCGUCUACCCGGAAAAGGUCAACGCUGGUCGCGUUGGUGCCAACCAAAACAUGCGCUCCAUCGGUAAGAAUACCAACCCGGUCAACGUCAAGUUCCAAGGUAAGGGCACAUUUGACGUAUAA